Messenger RNA from Morus notabilis, 953 nucleotides. Its product is annotated as dCTP pyrophosphatase 1. The record is from RefSeq and is a predicted model, not a curated record. Gene Ontology annotation, molecular function: nucleoside triphosphate diphosphatase activity. Gene Ontology annotation, biological process: nucleoside triphosphate catabolic process. Lineage: Eukaryota; Viridiplantae; Streptophyta; Magnoliopsida; Rosales; Moraceae. The transcript has 2 exons. The coding region runs from base 264 to 665 and encodes 133 amino acids.
UCUCUCUCUCUCUCUCUCACUCUCUCUCUCUCUCUCUUAAAAAGAGUAUAUUUUUAUAUUUGGAAAGCCUGUGCAAGAGUAAUUGCACACCGCUCGGUGGUCUCUAAAUUCUUUCCGUAUAAAUUCAUUGGUCUUCUGAGCCCUUCAUCAUAUUCUUCUUUGGCUUUGUUUUUUUCUAGAGUGAGAGAGAGAGAGAGAGACGCGUAGCUAGGGGUCAUAGAAAAAAAGGAAAAAAAAAAAAAAAAAAGAAGAAGAAGAAAAUCAUGACUGGGGUUUCGGGAGAUGAAAGCGUUACUCUCCAUCUUCUGAAGGGGAAAAUGGCCGAAUUUGCCAAGGAAAGAGACUGGGACCAGUUCCACAGCCCCAGAAACCUCCUUUUGGCUCUGGUGGGGGAAGUGGGAGAACUUUCAGAGAUAUUCCAAUGGAAAGGAGAGGUACCAAAGGGGCUUCCUGAUUGGAAAGAAGAGGAAAAGGUACACCUGGGUGAAGAGCUUUCAGAUGUUCUCCUUUAUCUCGUCAGGCUUUCUGACAUUUGUGGCGUUGAUCUCGGCAAAGCUGCUCUUCGUAAGGUUGAGCUUAAUGCCAUUAAAUACCCUGCUUCUUCCAAACAACUAAACACCAAUACCGAUACCACCAUAAUUAACGCCACUGAUCAGAGCGCCUAAUCAAAUAUAUAUAUAUAUAUAUAUAUAUAAUACUUUAUUUGUUUUUGAAACUCACCCACCAGUACUCUUCUAGCUAGUCUCUCCUUUUGAUUUCUUCGCUGAGCAGUACACACUACUUGAUCAUAUCUUGUGUAUUAUUAUUAUUACUAGGACUAGCUAGUUUUCUUUUUAAAUGUCGUUGCAUAUGAUUGAGACUGGUGUUAGAGCUGUGUAUGGUUUUUGAAUGGAUGUAUGAACUAUGAAGUCACUCUUUGGCUGGUGGGAAUUAAUUAGGGGAUGUUUGUUUCA